AUGCUGUCGGAUAAACCUCCUGAAGACAAGUAUAAUGCUGUGUAUUUCGCUGUACUACUUCACGGGAUAGGCGUUUUGAUGCCAUGGAACAUGUUCAUCACGAUUGCUCCCUCUUACUAUGUGGACUAUAAAUUUUCGGCGGCGAGUGUCGAUGGUGUGGUGCAUAAGACCGAUUAUGCUCUUUAUUUUUUGGCUUUUCUUGGUCUUGCUUCGCAGAUACCGACUUUGCUACUUAAUCUGAUCAAUUUAUUCGUCCAGAUUAAAGGGGGUCUUAUACGGCGUAUUGGUUUUUCUCUUUCUGUUCUGGCGAUUAUUAUUCUGAUAACACUUAUAUUCACUCUUAUUAACACCUCUCACAUGAUUAGUGCAUUUUUCUUCAUUACGAUGAUCACAGUGGUAUUACUAAAUGCAGCUAAUGGUGUUUAUCAAGGUUCACUCUAUGGUUUAACUGCAAACUUUCCGCCUCAAUAUACCAACGCACUGAUACUGGGCAACAACAUAUGCGGUACAUUUGUAUCCGUUGUAAAUAUCAUAACACUCGUUGUUGCAAAAAAUGUAUGGAUGGCGGCGUUCUUCUAUUUCUUGAUUUCUUUGUUGACAAUUUCUGCUUGUUUUGGAUCAGUAUUCCUACUGCAAAAACUUGAGUUCUACAGAUACCAUAUGAAAAAAGCAAGAAAAAACGCUGAUGAAGAGAGUCAGCAUUUAGAAAGGAUAAACACUAUUGAUGGAAUAAUCACGGAUGGGACUGAGAUGAAUAGAAUCGUAUCAAAAACAGGUUUGAAGGCAAAACUGAAGUUAUACUUCCAUGUUUUCAAAAAGAUUUGGAUUCAGUGUUUCAAUGUGUGGUGCGUGUUUUUCGUCACAUUGACAUUGUUUCCUAUAGUAAUGGCUGAUAUCAAAUAUUACAAUGAAAACGGAGUAUAUGACUUUUUCAUACCGGAGAAGCUGUUCACUCCAGUCACAACAUAUCUUCUGUUCAAUUCCUGUGCUGUAGCUGGAUCAUUUUUGGCUGAUUUUGUGCAAUGGCCAUCACCAAAGUGGGUGAUUGUCCCGGUAAUUGCACGCAUUGCGUUUAUCCCGUUGCUGAUGUUCUGUUACUUCCGUCCUGAAUACCGAACUUGGAAUGUAUGGUUCUACAACAUAUGGAUUUACAUCAUUUUUGCAGUUAUCAUGUCCAUUACAAGUGGAUAUUUCAGCUCCGUAAUAAUGAUGUAUGUCCCAGGAUUGGUGGAACCAUCCAAGUCAACAGCCGCAGGCAUGAUAGCAACAUUCUUCCUGAUUCUUGGCAUAACAUGUGGCAUAAUGUUCACAUUUUUCGUUUCUUGGUUCAUCGAUAGCGCAGGAGCAUACAGUCCAUGA
This is a messenger RNA of Cercopithifilaria johnstoni, 1359 nucleotides long. The record is from the annotation of a GenBank genome assembly. Lineage: Eukaryota; Metazoa; Nematoda; Chromadorea; Rhabditida; Onchocercidae.